GCAGGUUUAAACCGAUUUAGCCCGGGUCGGGAGCUAUCGGCUGAGGUUGUGGCCGUGGGGAGAGGCCUGAGGCAGUUUCACCUCGAGUUGCAUUGUAGGCCUAGUGGACGGUGAGCUUUGUCUCCACCCUGAGCCCGAUUAAGAUGAGAGUCUUCUGUUGAUCUGGUCAAAGCAAAACCAACACUCUUCUAUCCCUCUCCGGAUGGGAACUCUGAGGGUUCGAGCUUCAGGGUGAUCGUAACGUCUCCCCGAGGUUUGAUAUGGAACACCUGACACCUUUCAAGGCUGGAAUGGCGCACAUGGGUGUGUGUUUUCCUCAAACAGAUUCUCCUCCAGUAGUUCUGAGGACAGUACACAAGCAUACGCCAUUUCGUCAGACCCCAGCUAGACGGAGGAUUUCGAGACCAGAAUGGCCAGUAGAGAAUCCAGAGCAGAUUGCACUAUUAUUACAGAAACAAUGGCAUCUAUAUCAUCUAACACCCCUGUAUAGAUUCUCUUACACCAUGCUGAAGAAAUACUCAAAUGAGUUGUCUGUGUUCAUCGCUUCAGAGAAGAAAAAGGGAAUGGCAGUUGAAGUGGGAAUUGAGCUUGCCAGCAAAGCUAAAUUCUCCAUGCUUGCUGGUCUCCGAGCUACUGAAAGUGAUCCCGAGGCAGUCUUCAUACAGAUAACAUCAAAGACUCCAGUCCAACAAUCAUCUGAUGAAAAGGUGGUCUGGUCUGGGUGGCUAUGCUGUGUUGAUGGAGACCUGGGCUUCUUGGCAUCUCUCCCUGUGGAAUUCACCUGUUUGCCCUUGCUUUUUGCCAAUGGCCCUGAAACAGUAACAGCUAUUGUUGGAGAAUGGUUGCAGAAAACAUUUGACUGUUACAUCAGUGCGUUCCCUAUCAGUUCUGAGAACUUGACCUGGAUGGCUGCCAUGUGGGCCAAUUGUUUUUCUGACUGUAUCCAUCGUGUAAUGGAACUAGAAUGGUCUGUGCCCCCUGUGCAACUGACCAUUUCACUGAGUAUUCACCCAGAGGAUGCUAAGGCUUUGUGGGACAGUAUCCAUGGAGAUGAGGAUGAAAUCACCAUAGAAGAAGUGGAUUUAUUCAUGAGCAGCCUUCAUUCACAUUUCUACAGGCAUUUUGGGGUGCGGCUUGCAGCUACACACCUAGUAAAGGUAACAACAGGCAUUGCAUCUGCUCACUGUGAUGGAAAAUUAAAGCUGUUCAACAGCAAACAUAUAGACCACGUGCUGCCAUUCCUAACUGAGCUGGCUUUUCAUCAGAUACAGUAUCAACCUCGUCUCUGCACUACUAUGGAUUAAAUUUGACUGGAUCUCGAACUUGCUCCUCAGCCACAACAGAAGACUGAUAUCUUCUUCUGAAAAGAACCAGUUACUGGGCUGCGUGACAUGACUGACAGGAAGGAGAAAAUGGAUGAACAUAUACAGAGCUACCAAAACAUUUGACUUCUGUGCUUUUUUUUCUCCAAGGAACCUGUCAUUUUUUACAUUCUUGGGCAAAAUAAAAACUGCACUCUUUUUACUGGAGGGACCAUCUCCUGUUUUGCAAUUUGUAUUGCACAGAACCUUAAACUGCUUUCACAUCUUAAUGCUUUCAGAAGUAGUAUCUAUUGAGCAAAUUUUAAAACUAAUUUUUCAUAUAUAUCUGCUCAUGACUGGCAAAAGAUAAAAUUAUUACAUAAAUAUUUAAUGUCAUUAAACCCAGUUUCAAACACCAUGUCUAUAAUGCCGUAACUUACUGUACAACAAAUCUAAAGCUGUUAACAUUAAUAAAGUAUUAGUACCCUAAGUUGAUUUAUUCACUCUACAGAAAGCACAAUUAUAAUAAGCAACAAUUCUUUGAAAUCCCUACAUUACCUUAAUAAGUAGCCUUAGUUGUGUAACCCUUGGAUUUAUCAUUCCUGACCCAUUCUUUCAAAUAGUCUGUGCUUAACAUUACCUCCUCACCUACAUUCAAAGUAUUCAACACAACUGCUAAAUAAAAAUGCUUCACUGCCUUUCUACUUCACUAUCUGGUCUACCAUAUUACUUCAUAGUAUAACAUGAUAAAACUGUUCAUGUCAAAUAGACAAAUGUAACUUAAAAACAAAAAAUUUUAAAAAGAUGCAUUGGCUUUAUUUGCAAAGAAGACAACACAGGCUCAGACCAUUGUUGUACCAAAAAAUUUACAGUUUAUUUGUGGAAAGUGCACGUAACAUUUCAUAACUGCUUACAAAAGUCAUAAAAUAGCACUGUCGAAAGAAAUUAGCACCUGGAGGAGAUGCAAUUGCCAAUGACUGAAAUCUAAUUCUCUCAGACUCAUUUGGAACUUGAGAUGUGGACAACUGCCAAUUUUGUUUAUUUCUAAGUAGGGUUUUUCUUUUAACAAUGGAUCUGUGGUAAAAAUAAGUACAGGUCUUCUUUAAUUUGAGUUUAAAAGGAAAGCAAAACAUUAAAUUAACAGGGAACAAAUCUGAUACAACUUGUAAAAACACCUGUUAUAAAGUAAAAUAAUUUAUUAAAUCAUGAAAUAACCCUUCAAUCACGUUCUGAGUGCUUGACCUGUACAAUAUUUUCAGUUUAUCAUAUCUGUAUAUGUUUAUGUUGCCCAUUGUAAUUAAGUACCACAACUACUGUAUUUACUCCACAUAAAUGACUAGAUAUAAACCUAAAAUAUAGAGGUAGUCUUUUAAGCAAUAAGACAGCGAAAGAAGAUUACAGUCCUGAAAUUUAAUCUUAAAAUCAGAAAGCGUAAGAAAUUACUGAUUUCAUUAAUUGGGAGUGCCUGGAAGAGCGACAUGAACUAUUUUUAAAGUUAAUAGGAAGAGAGGAUGUUAACAUUAGUAGGAAUAUGUGGCAAUUUGAUGAAGUCUUUCAACAUAAUAAAUGGUUUAAGAAUAAUUAUGAAAUUUAAUUCGACACUGCACCAACCAUUCCAGUAAAGGUGCUUGCAUGCAUGCUCUAGGACUGGCUGCUGUAGUGAGAAAAGCACACAUGUAUGCAAUGCAAAAACCCCGUGAAUAGUACAGAAUCAUGAUUCGGGGGGGGGGGGGGGACUUUGUGGCAUCCAGCUCAAAAAAUAAACUGAUAAACUUAAUUUACUCUACUUUUGCUAUUUUAAAACCUGGCUACUAAAAGAUUACAGUAGUUUAGAUCACAUGCUUGUGGUUGACAUAUAGUGUAACUCUCCUGAGCUUCAUUGGCAAAUACAAGUACCAUCCACUAUACAUUAGUUUUUUUUUAAAAAGGCUAUGAUAUUAAGACAAAUGAAAAAUCAUCCAGGCUGCUUAAUUAGAGUGCUUCAUUAAUUCUUUGUGAUUUUAUUUUUACAGUUGAAACUUAGUUCUGACAGGGAUUGUUACAAUUAUGUUUUGUCACAAAAUAUAGUGAACAUCAGUAUAAGCAGCAGAAGUUUUCUCCCAGUUUUCUGGCUAACAUCUUACAACCAAUAAUCCUAAACCAGAUAUCUGGCCACUAUCAAAUUACUGAUUAUCUGGGACCUCACUGUACCCAAGCAGGCUACUGUGCUUCCUGAAUAACAGUGGGAAUUACAUUCACUAAAAGCACUUUUGAACAUCCCAAGAUGGUAAAAAGUGCCACAUAGUUUUUUUUUCCAGUCCUUAUAAAGUAUAAAACACAGUACUAAUGAACACAGCAAUAGGGUGGCACAUCUAGUAAAGCCUCUGCCUCAAAUGUAUCAGCCUGUGUUCAAUCCCUGACCUCCUCUGUUGUAUAGCUUAAACCAUUGCUUUAUGACUGCUUAGUAUUCUCCAGGUGCAUAUUAUUCCUCCUACAUCCCAAGGAUGUGAAGAUUGUCAGGUUAACUGGCCAUCAUACUUUUCCCCCAUUAUGCAGAUACAUGAUGGAAUCUGAAGGAGCUGAUUGGAAUGCAGGAAGAGUAAAACACGAUUAUGGUCAGUUGCUGCAAUGGAUGCUUCAAUUGAUGCCAACUUAAUGGGCCAAAGCCUUUCUCGGUGCAAAAUUAGAGAAGUGUCAGGAGAAAAGUGCAAAACAUCAGGAGGUUGGCUUGUUUAACUGGAGUGACAAUGAUUUGAUCAACUUUAGGACAGAGGGCUAGGGGGUAAAAAUUCUGUGGAAGAAGGAAGACAUUUCAUCUACACCAAAAGCACCCCGGAACCCGAUUGUAAGUAUUGAAGACAGUUUAAAUACAUCAGUUAAAUGAGAACACAAAAAAGAAUCAUAAACACUCCCACUGAUUAUUUGCAUAAAUUUUUAGAGUGCUGCAAAAAUUAAUCCUACAAAUGUGUAGUAAUUAAUUGAAACCAAUAAAUAAUGAUGAGAUAUUGCACAAAUAAGAAAGGCAGGUGAUAUAGGAUUUGCUACAUAAAAUACUUUGGAAUCAAAUUGUGGGUGUUUUAAUCCAAUCCCAUUAAUGAAAUGUUAUUUAGUGAAAAAUACUGUGCACCCAAAAGCCUGUUUUGGUCAUGAUAACUUAAUACAAAUUCCACCCAUGACAUCCAUCUUUGGAGGUGGGUGCUGAGUAAACCUGUAUUUCAAAUCCAUCAAACCAUCCUAGUGUAUCUUGUUCAGUGACUUGCUGCCUGUCAAAUAUUAUCAAGAAAGAAAAUAAAUUGAACAAUUACUCAGCCUAUUACUGUGGUUGCUGCUUUGGAACUAUUAGCAUUACAGUUACUGACCUUCAAAGUAAUCAAUUAAUAGUAUGAAACAUGUUUUUAUUCAAUGCUAUAAAUGCAAUUAUUGCAUAAUGUGGUACUGUACUCUCUCAAAGCAGCAAGAGAAAAAAAAAUGAAGAUCUGAUUUUUAAAAAACUGCUGGAAAAUAUGUAAUUUCUCUCUCCACAAUUUCCACUGUUCCAGUUACACUAAGGAUGGGAGAACCAGGAAAUUACCAUUGAAAUUUACAUACUUUUGUCAAUAUUUUACAUCAUCUUAAGCUUUCUUAUACCAUACAUAAUGACACAAGCCUGAAAAAAAAUCAAUGCCCUGCUUGGUAUCUGUGAUGUGUGUGUUUUUUUUUCCCCCAGUGAAGAAAAAUAUUACAGACAAGAUUAAUUCAAUGAAUUAAGAUCGCACAGAGUCCAGCCCUGUGGCUCAGAAAGGUAGGGAAAAGGAAGAGGAAGGCAGUAGUGAUAGGGGUCUCUAUAGUUAGAAGGUCAGACAGGCAAUUCUGUGGACACAGAAAAGAAAUUCGCAUAGUAGUUUGCCCACUGGGUGCCAGGGUCUGGGAUGUUUCAGAUUGCGUCCAAGGUAUCCUGCAGUGGGAGGGAGCACAGCCAAAGGUCAUGGUACAUAUUGGUACCAAUGACAUAGGUAGGAAAAGGGAAGAGGUCCUGAAAAAAGACUACAGGGAGUUAGGAAGGAAGUUGAGAAGCAGGACCACAAAGGUAGUAAUCUCAGGAUUACUGCCUGUGCCACGCAACAGUAUAGGAAUAGAAUGAGGUGGAGGAUAAAUGCAUGGCUGAGGGAUUGGAGGCCAGGGAUUCAGGUUUCUGGAUCAUUGGAACCUCUUUUGGGGCAGGUGUGACCUAUACAGAAAGGAUCGGUUGCACUUGAAUCCCAGGGGGACCAAUAUCCUGGCGGGUAGGCUACUGGGGAAGAGUUUAAACUAGAAUUGUUGAGGGGUGGGAACCGAACUGAAGAGACUGGGGAUGAGGCAGUUGGCUCACAAACAGAGAAAGCUUGGAGACAGUAUGUGAGGGAAGAUAGGCAGGUGAUAGAGAAGGGACAUGCUCAGAUGGACAGUUUGAGAUGUGUCUAUUUUAACGCAAGGAGUAUUGUGAACAAAGCGGAUGAGUUUAGAACAUGGAUCAGUACUUGGAGCUGUGAUGUGGUGGCCAUUACAGAGACUUGGAUGGCUUAAGGACAGGAAUGGUUACUUCAAGUGCCGGGUUUUAGAUGUUUCAGAAAGGACAGGGAGGGAGGCAAAAGAGGUGGGGGCGUGCCACUGUUGAUCAGAGAUAGUGUCACGGCUGCAGAAAAGGUAGAUGUCAUGGAGGAAUUGUCUAUGGAGUCUCUGUAGGUGGAGGUUAGGAACAGGAAAGGGAUCAAUAACUCUACUGGGUGUUUUUUAUAGGCCGCUCAAUAGUAACAGGGAUAUUGAGGAGCAGUAAGGGGGUAGAGAUAGCCCAGGAAAUUAUAGACCAGUGAGUCUUACUUCAGUGGUUGGUAAGUUGAUGGAGAAGAUCCUGAGAGGCAGGAUUUAUGAACAUUUGGAGAGGUAUAAUAUGAUUAGGAAUAGUCAGCAUAGCUUUGUCAAGGGUAGGCUGUGCCUUACGAGCCUGAUUGAAUUUUUUGAGGAUGUGACCAAACACAUUGAUGAAGGAAGAGCAGUAGAUGUAGCGCAAGGUAUCUAAUAAGGUACCUCAUGCAAAGCUUAUUGACAAAGUAAGGAAGCAUCGGAUCCAAGGGGACAUUGCUUUGUGUAUCCAGAACUGGCUUGCCCACAGAAGGCAAAGAGUGGUUGUAGACGAGUCAUAUUCUGCAUGGAGGUCGGUGACCAGUGGUGUGCCUCUGGGAUCUGUUCUGGGACCCUUACUCUUUGUGACUUUUAUAAAUGACCUGGAUGAGGAAGUGGAGGGAUGGGUUAGUAAGUUUGCUGAUGACACAAAGGUUGGGGGUGUUGUGGAUAGUGUGGAGGGCUGUCAGAGGUUACAGCGGGACAUUGAUAGGGUGCAAAACUGGGCUGAAAUGUGGCAGAUAGAGUUCAACCCAGAUAAGUGUGAGGUGGUUCAUUCUGGUAGCUGAAAUAUGAUGGCAGAAUAUAGUAUUAAUGGUAAGACUCUUGGCAGUGUGGAGGAUCAGAGGGAUCUUGGGGUCCGAGUCCAUAGGACGCCCAAAGCAGCUGCGCAGGUUGACUGUGGUUAAGAAGGCAUACGGUGUAUUGGCUUUCAUUAAUUGUGGAAUUGAAUUUAGAAGUCGAGAGGUAAUGUUGCAGGUAUAUAGGACCCUGGUCAGACCCCACUUGGAGUACUGUGCUCAGUUCUUGUCACCUCACUACAGGAAGGAUGUGGAAGCCAUAGAAAGGGUGCAGAGGAGAUUUACAAGGAUGUUGCUUGGAUUGGGGAGCAUGCCUUAUGAAAACAGGUUGAGUGAACUCGGCCUUUUCUCCUUGGAGCGACAGAGGAUGAGAAGUGACCUGAUAGAGAUGUAUAAGAUGAUGAGAGGCAAUGAUCGUGUGGAUAGUCAGAGGCUUUUUUCCAGGGCUGAAAUGGUUGCCACAAGAGGACAUAAGUUUAAGGUGCUGGGGAGUAGAAAACCAUAGAAACCAUAGAAACUACAGCACAGAAACAGGCCUUUUGGCCCUUCUUGGCUGUGCCGAACCAUUUUCUGCUUAGUCCCACUGACCUGCACACGGACCAUAUCCCUCCAUACACCUCCCAUCCAUGUAUCUGUCCAAUUUAUUCUUAAAUGUUAAAAAAG
Molecule: messenger RNA, 7381 nt
Organism: Mobula hypostoma (lesser devil ray)
Lineage: Eukaryota; Metazoa; Chordata; Chondrichthyes; Myliobatiformes; Myliobatidae
Gene: cenpl
Product: centromere protein L
Exons: 5
Coding region: 261-1304 (347 amino acids)
Source: RefSeq, a predicted model, not a curated record